Messenger RNA from Acanthocheilonema viteae, 520 nucleotides. The record is from the annotation of a GenBank genome assembly. Lineage: Eukaryota; Metazoa; Nematoda; Chromadorea; Rhabditida; Onchocercidae.
AUGAAAGAUAAUACUAAAUGUCAGAUGCGCAAUCAAUUAGCAAAAAUUUGGUGGUCUCGACUUAUUAUUUCCGUACGUGGUUACGUUGCAAACUAUAUUGAGGAUAAUGAUGAGAAGCUAUUUCUCGCUGAUGAUGCAUUUAUUAUUAUCCAUCGUAAUCUUGUUGAAUCUACCAUAACGAAUGCCAUGCAACAGUUUCUAAUUGAUCUAGAAUUUAUUGUUAAUUAUCCGGAUAUAAUUGCAAUUCUUAACGAUCUCAAUAACGGUUUAUCAAAACGUAAUCCAUUUACAGAUCCUAAAAGUAGCAAUUAUUUUAUCAGGAUAUACGGAGAACCAAAUGCAGCGACAUAUCGCAUUGCAAAUGCUCAAAUUAUUGCUCAUAUUACGUUCAUGCAUAUAUUCUCAACAUUACAACAACGAUGGAAAUUUUCAGCAAAAAAACUUAAGGGUAUCCGAUUUCAAGAGGAUCCGGAAUGGCAACCUGAUGAUCGUGUUGUCCUAUUUCAACAUUUCUUUAAAG